AUGCCGGUGCGGUCAGCGGCGCAAUGCCGCCCCGUGGGACGUGUUUCUCACUCGUCCGCCGUCUGGAUCACAGACUCGAUGCUUCGGCAGGCCAUUGAGCACUAUCACCGCCAAUUCUCCGCUGCCGCGCCAUGUCGACGAAUCAGCUCACACUCCGGGCCCCUCGAGAGCCGCCGCCGCCAGCUGGGCAAGCGCAACAUGACGGGAAUUAUGCCCUCGUCGUCGACAUAUCCCCCGCUUUGGCACUUUGAGGUUGCCUGGGUUCCCAGCGAAUGGAAAUGGGAGCCGCCGUCUACCGUGGAGGAACGGAAGAGAAGGAAGCAGGCAAUCAGCCCCUCGGCACUUUUUGACGGCCUGAUAUCGUGGCUCGAAAAGUCGGAUGCCGACAAACCGUUUAUUCAACCUCCAGUGGCAGACGUGACCGCUUCUAGCGUAUCAACUGGAGAGGCCACUGCAACUGAAUAUGUGUAUGACGAUGUCUCUAUACCGCCAAAGGCACCCCAGGAGUUGGCGGUGCUACGAGACGGGAUUCUCCUACUUGAUAUCGUGGAUAUUGAGGCGUUGGAUAAGUUGAGGAAGCUGUUUCGGCGUGAUUACUUGCGCAGAAUGGAAACUGCGUCUCUUUCUGUCGAAGAACUACGUCUCGCAAUGGAGCCCCUCGACCAGGCUUUGAGAGACAAGAUAUCAGAUCCGAAAAUGGAAGAUUGGCUUGUCGCUAGGAUUCGUCGUAACCUCUUGACCGGUCUUGAUGUUGCCCAAAGGAGAAAUCCAGACAAUGUCGUUGUACUGGAUCUUUGGAUGACGUUUGCUACUACUCUUUGCACAUCAGGAGGCGGAUACCAGAAUAUCAGACUUAUCAAACGAAUGAUGAGCCUCAUGCCGCCCUGGGUCCGAGCACAGAUUCCCAUGGAUCAGAUGUUGACCUUGACACGAUGCUUUGUCGUGGCUCAAGCGAACAGUGGCAAUCUCUCUACAAGCUGGACAGCCACCGCAGCUCAAUUUGGGGAAAUCCUUUCGAUGUUGAAUCCCACACAAAUACAGGCUCUAGAUAUCGACAUUGGCAAUCUCCUUUCACAGCAAGGGCAUGACCUGGAGACAACGAGGAGAUUACGAUUUUCAUGGUUAAUGGCCAAGGCAUAUAACCCCACAGCAACAAACGAAGAGUUUACCCAAUCUUAUCGGGAUGCUGUAGAAUCCCAUGAGAUUGAUCUACGACAUCUCCAACUGUGGCAGAUUAUAGUCGGCCGAUUACAUUCAACUGGUGUAUUAGGUGUUGAUACCCACUCCGAGCUUACACGAAAGCAGUACAACUCUUUAUCACAACGGUGGAGAGCUUUGUUUUCCACGAUCUAUGGCCUUCCCAGCGCAGACAACGUCUUGACAGAGCUUUACAACUUCUUCAGGGAUAUUAACCAAACGGAUGCCCUAAUUCAAGCACUGUCUUCACUUCCUCUUUCUCGAAUGUCCAUCGACUCGGCUCGGACAAUAGCCACAGCAUGCGACGACCACAGGCUCGCCCUGCAGCUCUACGAAGCUGUUCGACUACGACACAGCCAGGGAACUCACAUCACAACAUGGGGCUGGGAGGCAUGGGUUCCGUACGUGGAGCGCAUCAUCAAAGAUGCAGAAAUCACACGGCCGGUGCACUGGGAAGUGCUCGACCUCACGCGGCUCGCAACGGCGCCCACCGCGGCUCCGGAGGAAAUCGCCCGCGAGAUCCAGGCCAAGAUGGCCCUCGUCGACAGAAUGGGCCAGUGGUACUUGGAGGCGCCGCACCUCAACGACCGUCAGAGGCUCCGGCGCCUGCAGCGCUGCGCAAGCGUCCAGCGAGCGCUGACCAGGGCCGUCUCGCCGCAGGUGCUGGCGCGCGUGGCCGACGUGGUGACACGGGACCUGCAAAGGGGCGAAUGGGGCCGCACGACGUGGUUGCAGUGGCUCCUGGGCAUGAUUGCGCAGACGCACGGCGACAAGCACGCCAGCGACGUUUCCAAGACGCUCGAUGGGUGGAGGUGGAUGGUCGACCGUCACAAGGGGCCUUGA
This is a messenger RNA of Trichoderma virens Gv29-8, 2040 nucleotides long. RefSeq lists its product as uncharacterized. The record is from RefSeq and is a predicted model, not a curated record. Lineage: Eukaryota; Fungi; Ascomycota; Sordariomycetes; Hypocreales; Hypocreaceae. The transcript has a single exon. Bases 1 to 2040 code for a protein of 679 amino acids.